Molecule: messenger RNA, 3324 nt
Organism: Cladophialophora bantiana CBS 173.52
Lineage: Eukaryota; Fungi; Ascomycota; Eurotiomycetes; Chaetothyriales; Herpotrichiellaceae
Product: translation initiation factor aIF-2
Exons: 3
Coding region: 1-3324 (1107 amino acids)
Molecular function (GO): GTPase activity; translation initiation factor activity; GTP binding
Source: RefSeq, a predicted model, not a curated record
AUGGCGCCUAAGAAGAAGGGCGGCAAGAAGCAGGCCGACGACUGGGAGAACGAGCUCGGUGAGACCGCCGAUCCGAUUGCUCAGGCCACCGAAGAUGCAAAGAAGGCAGAAACGGAGAAUGACGCUGCAGAGGGGAUGAACGGUGGCGGUGGGUUGAUGGCUGCUUUGCGCAAGAAUAAAGACAGGCGUGCCAAAAAAGGCAAAACGGUUAUCAAUGACUUCGUUGAAGGCGAAGAAGCAGUUGGUAUUACCCCAGCGCAGCCUGAGAACGACCUGGACGCCAAAGGCCCUACGGAAGCAACCUUCGAGGACGAUGAUGAUGUUUUCGCUGGCAAUGCUCAUAAGAAAGCCAAGGGAGGCAAGAAGCAACAGGACAAGGGCGAGCCGGCUGCUCCCGCCGAGGAGGACGAAGACGCGGGCGAGGCUGGUGGAAUGAAGUCCAAGAAGGAGAAAGAACGGGAGAAGAAGGAACGGGAGAAGCAGAGAAAGAAAGAACAGCAGGCUGCGAAGAAAAAGGCUGUCACCCCGGCACCAGCCCCCAAGGUUGAGGAAGCCAAAGCCGCCGUGCCUGAGAAAGCCGAAACUCCAGUCACCGCCCCGGAGAAAGAAGAGAAAUCCGGCAAGAAAAAGAAGAUCCCUGCCCAUCUCGCUGCUAUCCAAAAGCAGCAAGAGGCUCUUGCGAGACAGCGAGAAGAACAGGCCAGAAUAGAAGCCGCUGAAAAAGCCGCCGAAGAAGAGCGCCUACGAAAGGAGGAGGAAGAGGAGAGAAAGAAAGCUGAGGCCAGGCAAAGAAAGAAGGAAAAAGAAAAGGAGAAGAAAGAACAACUCAAGAAAGAAGGCAAACUCCUCUCCGAGGCUGACAAGAAGAGAAAGCAGCAACAGGAUCUCCGUCUCAAGCAGCUACUUGAAUCUGGCGUCAAGGUUGCAGGUUUGACCGAAAACGUCGAAGAAAAGAAAAAGCCUGCGGUCGACAAGAGGCGGAAAGGUCCGAAGAAGGAAGAGGUCGAUCUCGAAGCUGCUGCAGAGAGAGCGAGACAGGAAGCGGAAGCUGCUGAAGCAGAACGCCAGCGUCUGGCAAAGGAAGCUGAAGAGGCCGCCGCUGCUGCCGCCGCCGCUGCUGCAGCAGAGGCAGAGGCUGCCAAACAGGAAGAGUCUUCGGAGCUCGACGACUGGGAGAAGGCUGCUGAUGAAGAUAUUAAGGAGAGCUGGGAUGCUGAAUCAAAUGAGGAAGAAGAGGAAGAAGCCGCCAAGGCUCCCCCCAAAGCAGCUGCAAAUGGAAUCGCUUCGAAGACGGCUACUAAAGCCGACACCAACGGAGCAGUGACCAAGCCUCCCGCAACGUCGAGCCUACCCUUGCGGGAGUCAAAACCACCACCAAAAGAGAGGGAUAUCGAAUCAGAGACAGAAUCGGAAGAGUCGUCUUCAGAAGAGGAAGGCACUGUCGCCCAGCGAGCACUGGCGAAGAGGAAAGCAGAAGCAGCCGCCAGGAGAGCAAAGGCUCACGAAGAAGCCCUGGCUGCCCGGUCUAAAGAUAACCUUCGUUCACCCAUUUGUUGUAUCCUGGGCCACGUCGAUACUGGCAAAACGAAGCUUCUAGACAAAAUUCGACAGACCAAUGUCCAAGAAGGCGAAGCAGGGGGUAUUACUCAGCAGAUCGGUGCGACUUACUUCCCCGUGGACGCCCUGAAGCAGAAGACAGCCGUUGUCAACAAAGACGGCAAGUUUGAGUUCAAAGUGCCUGGACUGUUGGUCAUCGACACACCUGGUCACGAAUCCUUCUCCAACCUCCGAUCUCGCGGUUCUUCACUCUGCAACAUUGCCAUUCUAGUCGUCGAUAUCAUGCACGGUUUGGAGCCGCAGACGUUGGAGUCGAUGAAACUGCUGCGAGACCGCAAGACACCAUUCAUUGUGGCUCUCAACAAGAUUGAUCGUCUCUAUGGCUGGAAGAAAAUCGACAACAACGGCUUCCAGGACAGUCUCGCUUUCCAGUCCAAGGGCGUGGUGUCCGAGUUUGAGAGUCGACUCGCCGAAACCAAGCUUGCCUUUGCCAAGGAGGGCUUCAACUCCGAGGUCUUCUAUGAAAAUAAAGAUAUGCGCCGAUACGUGUCACUGGUGCCAACGUCGGCGCACACGGGUGAAGGCAUUCCGGAUCUGCUCAAGCUCCUGGUGACAUUGACCCAGGAGCGGAUGACUUCCAGUCUGAUGUACCUGUCCGAAGUGGAAUGUACCGUCCUUGAAGUCAAAGUGAUUGAAGGCCUCGGUACCACGAUUGAUGUGGUGUUGUCGAAUGGCGUGCUUCACGAAGGCGACCGGAUUGUGCUUUGUGGCACUGACGGGCCUAUUGCGACCAAUAUCCGGGCGCUUCUGACCCCUGCUCCGCUCAAGGAGCUGCGUCUCAAGUCCCAAUAUGUGCAUAACAAGGAAUGUAAGGCAGCGCUCGGCGUGAAGAUCGCAGCCAAUGAUCUGGAAAAAGCCAUUGCUGGUUCCCGAUUGCUUGUGGUUGGACCUGAGGACGACGAGGAAGACCUGAUGGACGACGUCAUGGCGGACCUGCAAAGUCUUCUCAGCAAGAUAUCCAAAGACAACCGAGGUGUCAGCGUCCAAGCAUCUACUCUAGGCUCUUUGGAGGCUUUGUUGGAAUUCCUCAAGCAGAGUAAAAUUCCUGUUGCAAACAUCGCCAUCGGGCCGGUGUACAAGCGAGACGUCAUGAUGGCGGGCACCAUGCUGGAGAAGGCGAAAGAAUACGCGGUGAUGCUUUGCUUCGAUGUCAAAGUCGACAAAGAGGCACAGCAGUACGCGGACGAGAAUGGCAUCAAGAUCUUUACGGCGGAUAUUAUUUAUCACCUGUUCGACAACUUUACCAACCACAUGAAGGAAUUGCAGGAAAAGAAGAAGGAAGAGAGCAAAAUGCAUGCCGUCUUUCCUUGCGUGCUCAAUCCUAUCCAGGUGUUCAACAAGAAGGAUCCCAUCGUGGUGGGCGUGGAUGUGGUCGAGGGCAGCCUGCGUCCAUUGACACCGAUUGCGGUGGUCAAGACCAAUCCAGUGACGGGGGUGAAAGAAGUCAUCACCCUGGGCAGAGUAUCAUCGAUCGAACGCGAACACAAGGCCAUUCCGCUCUGCAAGAAAGGACAGCCGUCGGUGGCCGUCAAGAUUGAAGGACCCAACCAGCCCAUGUACGGACGACAGCUGGAAGACAAGGAUACUCUGUACUCUCUGAUUUCUCGCAAGUCGAUCGACACCCUCAAGGAAUUCUACCGAGAUGAGGUGACGAGGGAUGAAUGGGCGUUGCUGAAGAAACUCAAACCCGUUUUCGACAUUCCUUAG